Messenger RNA from Brenthis ino (lesser marbled fritillary), 228 nucleotides. The record is from the annotation of a GenBank genome assembly. Lineage: Eukaryota; Metazoa; Arthropoda; Insecta; Lepidoptera; Nymphalidae.
AUGAGACUACUUUCUCAACCAGAAGCAGUUAUAGCUGUAUGGCUCUGUUGCGAGACUCGUAGCGUCAAAGGCACGUUUCUUGUUGCGUGUAUCAUGUGUGUGUUGUUACGAGUUGUUGCGAGUUGCGGAGGUCGUCUAUUUGUCGACAUCUACAAGUUCGCGCCGAGCUGCGAGUUGGCGAGCGAUGAGCUGUGGACUUGCAACUUUGAUCGCUGCAUCCGACCGAUA